UUCAGUCGGCGGUUAGAUAGCAACUUCGCCGGUCGACUUCACCCAACAAAAUGACGCUUCAGUUUAUCGGCCUGAUUUUGGCGGUUUUGAUUCUGAGAGAGAGUCUUGCACGUGAGGCGAUCGCAAACAUUCCAGAUGUGGGUCAGAUAAUCAAAGAUCUCGAUGGACUGCACAUCGAUGGAGAAAUAUUUUAUCAAGGUUCUCCCUGCAGAGUGGAUGUGCAAAAGGAUCUGCCCCGUUCGGAUAAAGUGCAGCCGCUGUACCUGCGCCCUGGAACAGAUCUCUACUGGCUGCCCAAUGCUGAUGGAUACCUGGAGGUUCAACGCGGCGCCAGCAUUGAGCUGCACUGCAGCCAUGCCUUCGCGCCCGCAAAUGGAGAGUCUUUCGAUGCGAAGCUGCGCUCCAUUCGGGUGAAGUGCGUGCAGGACACCACCUUCGAGUGGAUGGGUGCUAAAAUCCAAUUCAGCGACUUUGUCUGCAAUCACUCCAUGCCCUACACCGUGGAGCGAUUGGACAGGAGUUGUGGCAGCAACACUCCGAGUCCAUCCACCUCGUACUUGUAUCGCGUGGGCUAUGACACCGGAGAUGGCAGAUUUGUGGCCACCAUGGAGCUGUGCCACGACCCAAAUCACCUGCGCACCCACUACGCCCACCAUCAACUGACACCGGCGAAUGUGCACUUCCAGAAAAAAUUGAAACGCCCGAGGUUUAGCACCGCCGGCCAUUUCACGGGCUUUGACAUGGCCAGAAUUUAUUCGCACAAGAGCCAGGAGAAACUGAUGGUGCCCGGCCUCAUUGACGUGAAGAGUGGUCUGUUCCUGGCCCGCGGACAUUUGACGGCCAAAGCGGAUCUAAUCUAUGCCAGUCAGCAGAAGAGCAGCUUCAACUACAUGAACGUGGCGCCGCAGUGGCAGAGCUUCAAUGGUGGUCAGUGGUCCAAGCUGGAGGACUCCACCCGACAAUAUGUGGCCCGGUCGGGCAUCACGGCCACUGUGUAUACGGGCAUCUAUGGCGAAAUGAAGGUGGCUGGCAGCAAAGUCCUCCACCUGACCACCAAUGCCGAUAACAUAGGUGUGGUGGCCGUGCCCCAGCUCUUCUAUCGCGUCCUCAUCGACGAGGGCCAUCCGACCCGCGGAAUCGCUUUGGUGGGUGUGAAUAACCCACAUGCCACCCUGGCCCAGAUCCACGAGUCCUAUAUCAUCUGCGAUCCAGUGGAGGAGCAGGUGCAAUGGCUUAGCUGGCUGCACAAAAGCAACGCCAAGGGUAACCUGAAGAAUGGCUAUCUGUAUGCCUGUUCGGUGGCGAAUUUGGCCCGGGCUGUCGGACAUUUGCCACGCCCCCUUCUCGAGGUGGAUGAGCUGCUCACUUAGAUGUGGGCGGUGGCGGUUCGAUUGCCCAUACUUUUAAGUGAGUGCAAUAAAGACUGAGUGAGUUGUGUGACACAA
This is a messenger RNA of Drosophila simulans, 1445 nucleotides long. RefSeq lists its product as uncharacterized. The record is from RefSeq and is a predicted model, not a curated record. The transcript is spliced from 2 exons. Gene Ontology annotation, cellular component: mitochondrial inner membrane; nucleus. Gene Ontology annotation, molecular function: nucleic acid binding; RNA endonuclease activity; metal ion binding. NCBI's taxonomy places the organism in Eukaryota, Metazoa, Arthropoda, Insecta, Diptera, Drosophilidae. The coding region runs from base 51 to 1370 and encodes 439 amino acids. Gene Ontology annotation, biological process: apoptotic DNA fragmentation.